This is a messenger RNA of Saprolegnia parasitica CBS 223.65, 738 nucleotides long. RefSeq lists its product as hypothetical. The record is from RefSeq and is a predicted model, not a curated record. The transcript has a single exon. Lineage: Eukaryota; Oomycota; Saprolegniomycetes; Saprolegniales; Saprolegniaceae. Bases 1 to 738 code for a protein of 245 amino acids. Gene Ontology annotation, molecular function: protein binding.
AUGGACUGGGGCGCGCGCGGUGGUCACUUGGACAUUGUCCAGUUUCUCCACGAGCAGCGCCGAGAAGGUUGCACGACGGAAGCCAUGAACUGGGCGGCGAACCUCGGGCACUUGGCGAUCGUCCAAUUCCUGCAUUUCAAGCGCACGGAAGGCUGCACGAAAGAGGCGCUCAACUGGUCGGCGGGCAACGGCCACCUCGACGUCGUUCAGUUUCUGCACACGCACCGCAACGAAGGCAUGACCGAGUACGGCAUGAACAUGGCGGGCUACAACGGCCACGUUGCGACCAUCGAGUUCCUCCACAACCACCGCACCGAAGGCUGCACCGAGUGGGCGAUGACGUGGGCAGCGUCCCAAGGCCACAUGGACAUUGUCCAGUACCUUCAUGCCCAUCGAACCGAGGGCUGCUGCGCCCACACUCUGACCUGGGCAGCGUCCCGCGGCGACUUUGCGAUGGCCGAGUUCCUCCUCCAGCACGGCUACUGCGACAACAAGAUCGAAGCCAUGCGACACGCCGCCCGCGUCGGCCAGUUUGACAUGUGCGUCUUCCUCUAUGAAGACGGCAUGGACGUCCAGAUCCCGCUCGUCUCGGCGGCCAUGCACGGCAUGCUCGACAUUGUCAAAUUCUUGGUGCCCCGGGUCACCCGACACGACGGCUGGGCCGAAGUGCGCAAGGCUGCGGUGGACGCGGGCCACGCGAGCGUCACAGCCUACUUGGACGACGUCCUCGAGCCUUAA